AUGGUGGUGCAGCGCUCAGAAGUCGUGGUAGCGCAUCUAUGCAUCCAUGUCGGACGCGCCUCGGCCCGCCAGAUGGGAACGUACUUGGAAGCCUCUGGCCUCUGGAGGAAGGUGGAAGGGUCCAGCGGCCGGAGAUAUGCUAACAACUACCACUACUACUAUUUUUGCUACUACUACUACUACUACUACUACUACUACUACUACUACUACUACUACUACUACUACUACUACUACUACUACUACUACUACUACUACUACUACUACUACUACUACUACUACUACUACUACUACUACUACUACAUACAUACAAAGGUGCUGUCCACCAAUCCGUCUCUAUCCACCAUCCACCGUCCACCGUCCACCGUCCAUACCAGACCACGCCCGCCAACCUCGACGACCAACACCGUCGCACCGCCAACUCGACGUCAGCCCGCCACGUGCAGCCCGUCCGCCAGUCAGCCCCGGGCCUCGACCCUUCACCUUAGCACUCACCGCAUCACCGCAUCACCGCACAGCGCAGCCACUUGGCGCGCGACCAUGGCCACGGCCCAAGCAGCAUCGCCGCCUCAUGCACUGAUGCGCCCCUCUGAAGACCGCCAUGCGCGCAAGCGGCCCUUUGCGGGCUGGAUGAAGCGCCUCGCGAACCUCAAGCCCUCGUCCUCGGACUCGCCCGGCGGCUCCGGCAAUGGCAAGAAGGCGACUGCCAAAAAGGCCGCCGCAAAGAACAACCCCUACCCCGAGUCGGGCGUCGUCACCGCCAGCGCGCCUGCCCACCUCUCCUUCUCCACCCCCGAGACGCCGCGUGCGCGCUCCAAGGAGAGCUUCACCUCGGUCGAGGAAGGCGCCUCGGAGCAGCAGCGUGCCCUCGCCAACAGCAACAGGUCCACGGCGCCCACGGCCGACACGGGCAACAGCCACUUGAUGAGCGGCGGCAGCACCUUCUCGUCCCCCAACGGCUCCGAGCACUCGCUCACCACCACCCUGACCACCAUACAGUCAACCGCCCCCUCCCACGUCCUGGGUGCCGGACAUGCCCAGCCGACCACCGCCAACGGCACCCCCGUGCACUUCUCCCACCAGUUCCCCUCCAACUCACCGCUGCCCUCGGCCAUCCCGCCGCACCUGGCCCCCCUGCAGCAGCCCAACUCGUACCAGGGCGCGACCGCGAACAACAUCCUCACCGACAAUGCCUCCAUCCUGACCCUCGCCUCGUCGUCCAAGCGCCGCCGUCGCAACUCGCUCGAUACCAACGCCUCGGUGCGCGCCCUUGCCCCGUCAUCGCAUUAUGGCGGCAGCCGCGAGUCACUGCCCCUGAGCGUGCUCUCUGGCAACGCCGACGCCAUAUAUUCUCCCUCGAACAGGCCGGGCAACGUCGGCGCCUUUGCGAAUGCAGAGCGCGCGAGCGUCUACUCGGCCUCCGGCGUGACGGCUCCCGUCCUCACCAGCGAACGCAACAGCUACUACGCAAACAAGCAGAAUGCCGAUGGUCUCAGCAUUCGGAGCGGGCUUCUGGGCCAUGGCCGCACAGAUAGUAUCAGCAGCAUCCGCGCCACGCCCACCAGCCCGCUCGCAAGCCCGAGGGAGCCGCUCGGUCCUGGCAAAGUGAGCCGGCGCAGUUCGGAUUGGAAGGACGCCAAGGACGCGAGGGAAGCAAGUGACGAGGACGAUGAGUCGUCAAGUCCCACCACAGCAGACCUUGACGACAAGGCCAAGGGCAGGAACGCCUCUUGA
This is a messenger RNA of Parastagonospora nodorum SN15, 1731 nucleotides long. RefSeq lists its product as hypothetical. NCBI's taxonomy places the organism in Eukaryota, Fungi, Ascomycota, Dothideomycetes, Pleosporales, Phaeosphaeriaceae. The coding region runs from base 1 to 1731 and encodes 576 amino acids. The record is from RefSeq and is a predicted model, not a curated record. The transcript has 3 exons.